GAAGAAAAAAUUGGGUUAUGUUUAGAGCGGUCAAAAAAAAUCUUUCAAAAUAUUGCAAAAUUUUUUUAUAAUUGGAAAUUUACUAAUUUAAACAAACUGAUAAAAUGAAUAACUUAAUGAAACAUAAAGUUCAAGGCUUGAUAACUUGUGUCCUUAAAAAUGCUAAAGUGUCAUCUACUAUUUCGCGAAAUUUUAACAUCGAAAAUAGAUUCCAAAUUAAAGAUGAAUUCGAGGGAAGACCGUUAUAUUUAGAUGCACAGGCGACUACACCUUUAGAUCCACGAGUGUUGGACGAAAUGAUGCCUUAUUUAACAUCGUAUUAUGGAAAUCCACACUCCAGAACACAUGCUUACGGAUGGGAAUCAGAAGCUGCUGUAGAAAAAGCCAGAGCCCAGGUGGCUAGUAUCAUAGGUGCUGAUCCAAAAGAAAUCAUAUUCACAUCUGGAGCAACAGAAAGUAACAAUAUUGCAAUCAAAGGUGUAGCUCGGUUCUAUGCUUCGAAAAAGAAACACGUAAUUACAACACAGACUGAACACAAAUGCGUACUGGACUCUUGCCGAGCACUGGAGGCUGAAGGAUUUACUGUUACAUACUUGCCAGUCAAUACAAAUGGUAUUAUUUCAUUGGAGGAAUUAGAAAAAUCAAUAACGCCACAAACAUCUAUAGUUUCUGUAAUGACUGUAAAUAAUGAGAUAGGUGUUAAGCAACCAGUUGCUGAAAUAGGAAGGCUAUGUAAAGCAAAAAAAGUGUUCUUCCACACUGAUGCUGCUCAAGCAGUUGGAAAAAUUCCUUUGAAUGUGGAAGCAAUGAAUAUCGAUCUAAUGUCUAUAAGUGGUCAUAAAGUCUAUGGUCCUAAAGGUAUAGGAGCUAUUUAUGUAAGAAGACGACCAAGGGUACGAAUUGAAGCAAUUCAAAGUGGUGGGGGACAGGAACGUGGUAUACGUAGUGGUACAGUACCAACACCAUUAGCCGUUGGUCUUGGAAGAGCCUGUGAGAUAUCUGAGCAAGAGUUGGAAUAUGACCAUGCCCGAAUUGAUUGGUUGAGCAAAAGACUAAUGGACCGAAUUUUUAGUGAACUAACACAUGUUAUACGGAACGGAGAUCCUAUUCAUAUGUAUCCAGGUUGUAUCAAUUUGUCUUUUGCCUAUGUGGAAGGUGAAUCUCUCUUAAUGGCAUUGAAAGAUGUUGCCUUGUCCAGUGGGUCAGCAUGUACUUCAGCUUCUUUAGAACCAUCGUAUGUUUUGAGGGCUAUCGGUGCAGAUGAAGAUUUAGCACAUAGUUCUAUAAGGUUUGGAAUAGGUAGAUUUACAACUAAAGAAGAAGUCGAUUAUACUGCAAAGAAGUGCAUUGAUCAUGUUACUAGACUCAGAGAGAUGAGUCCUUUGUGGGAAAUGAUUCAAGAAGGGAUUGAUUUGAAAACAAUUAAAUGGUCUCAGCAUUAACUUGUAACCGUUCUGCACUAAAUUGCAAAUUUUUUAUUCUGUAAAAUAGUUAUAAUCAAUUCUAUUUUAAAUUUUAAUUUUAUAUAAAUAUGUUCAUAAGUUAGACUUAUGAUAGAGAUUUGUAUGUUUUUUUUUAGUUUAGAUAUAAGAACUGAAUAUUAGAUUGAUACGGAAAAUGUUUAGAUAUAAUAAAUACUUUUAUCUAUAGCAAUAUGAAAUUAAAUAAAAUAUAUCUAUUUU
Molecule: messenger RNA, 1682 nt
Organism: Sitophilus oryzae (rice weevil)
Lineage: Eukaryota; Metazoa; Arthropoda; Insecta; Coleoptera; Curculionidae
Gene: Nfs1
Product: cysteine desulfurase, mitochondrial
Exons: 3
Coding region: 105-1442 (445 amino acids)
Biological process (GO): [2Fe-2S] cluster assembly
Cellular component (GO): mitochondrion; cytosol; nucleus
Molecular function (GO): cysteine desulfurase activity; pyridoxal phosphate binding
Source: RefSeq, a predicted model, not a curated record